Molecule: messenger RNA, 534 nt
Organism: Diatraea saccharalis (sugarcane borer)
Lineage: Eukaryota; Metazoa; Arthropoda; Insecta; Lepidoptera; Crambidae
Source: the annotation of a GenBank genome assembly
AUGUUGAAAAGGGUUACUAAUAUAAUUGAUCCUGCUGAUGUCAAUAUUAACACGUCAAUGAUCGUUUUGAACGCAGCAAAUUACAAAGGUGUUUGGGAAAAACCAUUCUAUCCACAGUUAACUAAGGAUAAGAAAUUUUACAACCUAAAAGGCGAGAUAUGGAAAACACCAAUGAUGGUUACUGUAGAAGACGUACUUUAUUUAGAGGAACCAAAUCAUGAUAUCAAGAUUGGUAUAAGCCAAAUUAUGAACGAGACUCAUUCUGGAUUGCACCAUAUACUGAAAAGAGAUAGUAUUAACAAAGUUUAUUUGAGCAGAAUCAAACAGAAAGUAUUCUUGGAGAUCGAUGAGUUUGGAAUAAGAAGACCUCAGCGAUAUCAAGAUGUAAGGGACCUCGAACGGAUGCAACAUUUUAUGAGUAAUAUGAAGGAAGUUGCGCUAGACAGACCGUUUUACUUUAUCAUCUCCUUCCGGGACUCCACGGGAGAAUACGAUUUGUUCCACGGAGUAUAUUAUGGACCGCAGGAGUUCUAG